Apaloderma vittatum (bar-tailed trogon) is the source of this 992-nucleotide messenger RNA. Its product is annotated as neurexin-4-like. The transcript has 2 exons. NCBI's taxonomy places the organism in Eukaryota, Metazoa, Chordata, Aves, Trogoniformes, Trogonidae. The record is from RefSeq and is a predicted model, not a curated record. Bases 1 to 576 code for a protein of 191 amino acids. Gene Ontology annotation, cellular component: cortical cytoskeleton; membrane.
AUGUCCCAAACCACGUGCCCACCACCGCCUCCAUCUCUCCUCCUCUCUCCUCCUCUCCUCUCCUCUCCCAGCUGUCUUUCCACCUGCGUAGUCGUAGCGCUGCUGCUUCUAGCGGAAAACACCUUGCGAGUUGAGCGGCCAGGUCAGUUCGGCUCCGGACAAAGUUCCUCUGCCCGAACUCAUCUGCCGAGACGGCUCCGUGCUUCCCCCUUCCCUUUCGAGAGCACGAGGGUGGCUUUUCCGAUCCUGAGCGCAGCCGCAGCCAGACCCUUGGGAGUGCCUCCGAGUAAGUCCCGACUUCUUAUUCCUCUUCUGGUCUCAACAGAUUCUCGUGCAGGUGAGGAAGGGGCCAUCCGGAGCGUGGACCACGCAGUGGUUGGCGGCGUCGUGGCCGUGGUCGUGUUCGCCAUGCUCUGCGUGCUCAUCGUUUUAGGGCGAUACUUUGCCAGGCAUAAAGGUACAUACUUCACUCACGAAGCCAAAGGAGCAGAUGAUGCGGCCGACGCAGACACAGCCAUCAUCAAUGCAGAGGGGGGACAAAACAACUCCGAGGAGAAGAAAGAGUACUUCAUCUAGAGCAGCCUUGGUUUCUAUGAGGUGUCCAACCGUGGACGGUUACUACUGGCCCUAUUUAAACGCUACAGAGACAGCGAUAUCGGAAGUUGCAACCAGCUUGUGUCUUUUUUUUUUAAUGAAAAAAAAAAAAAAGCGAAUGGGUUGAGAGUUGUGAGGCUGGGAGGGUCCGGGAUUUGCUGUGUAAAAUUAUUCCUUGUCAAGUACACUCUGCUGUUCGACACCUCAGUUUGUUUGGGUUUUCUUUUUUUGGCCAAGUCCAGCUUGGAUUUAGUUUAGUGAAGUCAUUGCAGAAGAUUCUGUGCCUUGUUUAAUUUCUGUUCGUUGGGGUCGGGGGGAGGCUGGGAAGAAGAGGGGCUUCUGUGCGGUAGUUCCCUUCGGGUUUCUGUGGCUCUUCGUUUCCCCUUCCCUGUCGCGUU